UGUCUUCUUCUUCUUCUAAGGUUUGGUUGGCUUAAUUUCCAAGAAUAUGGGGCGUUCUCCAUGUUGCGAGAAGGUGGGGUUGAAGAAAGGGCCAUGGACUCCAGAGGAAGAUCAAAAACUCUUGGCUUAUAUUGAAGAACAUGGCCAUGGAAGCUGGCGUGCCUUGCCUGCAAAAGCUGGACUUCAAAGAUGUGGCAAGAGUUGUAGAUUAAGGUGGAUUAACUACCUAAGACCUGAUAUCAAAAGAGGAAAGUUCAGUUUACAGGAAGAACAGACCAUCAUUCAACUCCAUGCCCUUCUUGGAAACAGGUGGUCGGCUAUAGCUACUCAUUUACCAAAAAGAACAGACAAUGAGAUCAAGAACUACUGGAAUACACAUCUCAAGAAAAGAUUGACCAAGAUGGGGAUUGAUCCCGUAACUCACAAGCCUAAAACCGAUGCCUUCGGGUCCGCCAGUGGUAACCCCAAGGAUGCCGCCAACCUUAGCCACAUGGCUCAAUGGGAGAGCGCUAGGUUGGAAGCGGAAGCUAGAUUGGUCAGAGAGUCGAAACUAGUUUCGAACCCUCCCCAAAACCAGGUUGGCUCCUCCUCUUCCUCGGCGGCUCCACAAUCCAACAAUGCUGUGGCUCCAGCAACUAGACCGCAAUGCCUUGACGUACUCAAAGCGUGGCAAGGUGUAGUCACCGGAUUGUUCACCUUCAACAGUGACAACCUCCAGUCUCCAACCUCAACGUUGAACUUCAUGGAAAACACGUUGCCGAUCUCGUCUGUUGGAUUCAAUGAUAACUUUGUUGGGAACUCAAUCAAUCCUUGUGAAGGUGAUGGGAUCGUAAAGGACAGUGGUGGGAAUGAUUGGAAAUGUCUGGAGAAGUCGAACCAAAUUCCCGAGUUAAAGGAAAGAUUGGAUAACUCAAUGGGAUUGCAUGAAAUGGCCUACUCCUCAGAGAGUGCAUGGUUUCAAGACUCAUACAGGGCAGAAAAUAUGAUGGAAGGUUACUCGGAUAUAAUGGUUUGUGAUUCUGUCGAUCAGCAGAAUUCGUCAAUGACGCCUGGAGAAAACUUGACUGGAACAAGCUACGCUAGUUCUUUCGAGGAGUACAAGAAUUAUUGGAACAGCAUACUUAAUUUGGUGAAUGCUUCACCAUCUGGUUCACCUGUGUUUUGAAAGCUGGAUAAGAGUACUCCCAGCUCUAGAAUUUGAUUGAUAAGUGCAUUCGCAUUCCAAUUAACUGUAACGAGAAAACUUUCAAUUUAA
Molecule: messenger RNA, 1255 nt
Organism: Theobroma cacao (cacao)
Lineage: Eukaryota; Viridiplantae; Streptophyta; Magnoliopsida; Malvales; Malvaceae
Product: transcription factor MYB16-like
Source: RefSeq, a predicted model, not a curated record